AUGGCGACUGACGGGGAGGAGGCGCCGCCGCUGCUACUGGACGAGGCCGCGCGCCCGCGCCGCGUCGCGCUCUUCGUCGAGCCGUCUCCGUUCGCCUACAUCUCUGGGUAUAAGAACCGGUUCCAGAACUUCAUCAAACAUUUGCGAGAAAUGGGGGACGAGGUCAUUGUUGUGACCAACCAUGAGGGAGUCCCCCAAGAGUUUCAUGGUGCCAAGGUUAUCGGUUCAUGGAGCUUCCCGUGCCCCAUGUAUGGAAAAGUCCCUCUUUCGCUGGCACUUAGUCCUAGGAUCAUUUCGGAGGUUGCAAAGUUCAAACCUGACAUUAUUCAUGCGUCUUCUCCUGGAAUUAUGGUUUUUGGGGCUCUAGCUAUUGCCAAGCUACUCGGUGUGCCCCUAGUCAUGUCCUAUCACACCCAUGUUCCAGUAUACAUACCAAGAUAUACAUUUAGCUGGCUUGUGGAGCCAAUGUGGCAAGUCAUAAGAUUCCUUCAUAGAGCUGCUGAUUUAACUUUAGUACCAUCUGCUGCUAUCAGCAAAGAUUUUGAAACUGCCCAGGUCAUAUCAGCUAACAGAAUACGCGUUUGGAACAAAGGUGUUGAUUCUGCAAGCUUCCAUCCUAGAUUUCGCAAUCAUGAGAUGCGAGUCAGGCUGAGUGAUGGUGAGCCUGAAAAACCACUGGUAAUUCAUGUCGGACGUUUUGGGCGUGAGAAAAAUUUGGAUUUUUUGAAGAUGGUAAUGGAUAGGUUGCCUGGAGUAAGAAUUGCAUUUAUCGGAGAUGGACCAUACAAGGGUGAACUAGAGAAGAUGUUUGAAGGAAUGCCAACAGUGUUCACAGGAAUGAUGCAGGGUGAAGAGCUCUCGCAGGCAUACGCCAGCGGAGAUGUUUUCAUCAUGCCAUCAGAGUCAGAAACGCUCGGCCAAGUGGUCCUAGAGUCCAUGUCAUCGGGAGUGCCCGUUGUCGCGGCCCGUGCAGGCGGGAUCCCUGACAUAAUCCCAGAGGACCAGGAGGGCAAGACGAGCUUCCUGUUCACCCCUGGCGACCUGGAUGACUGCCUCGGCAAGGUCCAGCUGCUGCUGACGAACAGGGAGUUCAGAGACAACAUGGGGCGGACUGCCAGAUCCGAGAUGGAGAAAUGUGACUGGCGGGCAGCAUCGAAGACGAUCCGCAACGAGUUCUACAAUGCCGCGAUCUGGUACUGGAGAAAGAAGCACGCGGAGCUGGUGAAGCCGCUGCAGUGGCUAGCCCAGAUGUUCCUGCCGGUGCCUGAGGUCCGCAGCAUCACGCAAUGCUGA
Miscanthus lutarioriparius is the source of this 1293-nucleotide messenger RNA. The record is from the annotation of a GenBank genome assembly. NCBI's taxonomy places the organism in Eukaryota, Viridiplantae, Streptophyta, Magnoliopsida, Poales, Poaceae.